CCCGCCCGGGGCGGCCAGUCGCGGCCCGGAGCUGCGGAGGAGCGCGACUUCCCUCCCGCCAGGCCCGCGCUCGGACGCGCGCCCCGCUCGCCAUGGAGCCGGGCCCCGACGCCGAGGAAGCGCGCACGGUGCGCGAGGCGCUGGGCCGCUACGAGGCGGCGCUGGAGGGCGCGGUGCGCGCGCUGCACGAGGACAUGCAGGGGCUGCAGCGCGGCGUGGAGCGGCGUGUGGCCGAGGCGCUGCGCCUGGCCGGCCCGCUGGCGCGCACCGUGGCCGAGCUGCAGCGCGACAACCGGCGGCUGCAGGCGCAGCUCGAGCGCCUGACGCGGCAGGUGGAGGCGCUGGGCGCGGGGAGCGGGCAGCCCCCCGCGGCCGGCACCCCCGGCACGCCCAGCCCGCCGCCCACGCCCGGCGUCCCCGGCCGCGCGCCCCGCCUGGGCAGCGCGCGCUUCGCCAGCCACGCCGCCUUCUCGCUGUCCGGCCGCAGCCAGAGUGUGGAUCACCAGGACGAGGCCAGUGAGCUGGAGACGAGGAAGGCCUCAGACUCGUGUGUCAUCGAGAAUGGGCACCAGCUGGGGGCAGGUCUGGGCGAUGGACCCCCGGAGGCUGCCCAGACGUUCCUGGCGCCCGAGCCGCCCAAGCCUCGCCCAGUGAGCCUCUCCUUGCGGCUGCCUCACCAGCCCGUCACGGCCGUCACUCGGGUCUCUGAGAGGUUCUCGGGGGAGACCUCAGCCGUGGCUGUCUCGCCCACGUCCGCCGCCGUCCUGGGGGGCCUGAGCCCAAGCCCCAGUGAGGCCACGACACCCUGGACCCCCGGUCCCAGCGAGAAGAACCCUUCCGUCCCACGGUCGAGCGCUGGCUACGGGGCAGCGUCCACAGGCAGGAGCAGCGACAGCCCACCCCUGGCGACGCCGCCCCGGUCGCCCCCGUCCCCCCCGCCGCCAGCCACCACCCAGGCCCGGCGCCGGGAGCUGGUGAGGUCUCAGACGCUGCCCCGCACGUCAGGAGCGCAGGCCCGGAAGGCCUUGUUUGAGAAGUGGGAGCAGGAUACCGCUGGCAAGGGCAAGGGAGAGGUGCGGGCCGAGCUGAAGCGGUCCCAGAGCUUUGGGGUCGGCGCCGGCAGCAUUAAGCAGCUCUUGCUGCAGUGGUGUCGCAAGAAGACUCUCGGCUACCAGCACGUGGACCUGCAGAACUUCUCCUCCAGCUGGAGUGACGGGAUGGCCUUCUGCGCCCUGGUGCACUCCUUCUUCCCCGACGCCUUCGACUACAGCGCCCUGAGCCCCGCGCAGCCGCAGAGGAACUUCGAGCUGGCCUUCUCCAUGGCGGAGAAUCUGGCCAACUGCGAGCGCCUCAUCGAGGUGGAGGACAUGAUGGCGAUGGGCCCCAAGCCGGACCCCAUGUGUGUCUUCACCUACGUCCAGUCCCUGUACAACCACCUGCGUCGCUUUGAAUGAAGCCCGUGGGGCCUGGAUGGCCAGGGCCAGCCCGGGGGGGGAGACUGUGGGGCGGCUCGUGCUCCCUGAGCGGGGCGGCCCGCUGUGUUGCUGGAUGGGGGCCCUGCACGCCGGGCUCUGCGUGGGCCGCGGCCAGGGCUCCACGGAGGAGGGAGCGCUACCAGAGCGCGACUGGUGCUAAGCGACUACCUCCCUUCAAAUAAAAGGCUUGCCUGUGGAUUCUGGAA
Mirounga angustirostris (Northern elephant seal) is the source of this 1681-nucleotide messenger RNA. It is a transcript of the gene SMTNL2, whose product is annotated as smoothelin like 2. Bases 93 to 1454 code for a protein of 453 amino acids. The record is from RefSeq and is a predicted model, not a curated record. Lineage: Eukaryota; Metazoa; Chordata; Mammalia; Carnivora; Phocidae. Gene Ontology annotation, molecular function: protein binding. Gene Ontology annotation, biological process: actin cytoskeleton organization. The transcript is spliced from 8 exons. Gene Ontology annotation, cellular component: microtubule organizing center; filamentous actin.